Messenger RNA from Corythoichthys intestinalis (scribbled pipefish), 11255 nucleotides. RefSeq names its product acetyl-CoA carboxylase alpha (gene acaca). Bases 343 to 7488 code for a protein of 2381 amino acids. Gene Ontology annotation, cellular component: mitochondrion. Gene Ontology annotation, molecular function: ATP binding; metal ion binding; acetyl-CoA carboxylase activity. The transcript is spliced from 55 exons. Gene Ontology annotation, biological process: fatty acid biosynthetic process. The record is from RefSeq and is a predicted model, not a curated record. Lineage: Eukaryota; Metazoa; Chordata; Actinopteri; Syngnathiformes; Syngnathidae.
UUAUUAUUUUAUAAUCAUAAGGAGAAACAAAAAUGCCAUCCCAGUCGCCAUUUUGAAGGCGGAGUCUUGUAUCUGGCGUGUCGGAAGUUGGGGUCAGAGGGGAAUGCACAAAAGUAACCUGCUUGUGUAUCGUCACAUCACCCCACACUCUGUUCGUUAAAGCCUCCGAUCCGAUGCGAUCGGCCGACCGUGACCUCAUCGUGAUGUGAUGUGAAGGCAGACAUGUCUCGGAGCCGCCACCGACGCUAAUUCAUUCAAAUCUUCAACUCUUCGACUCCAUUCUUCAGGAUUGCGUGCCGGUUUCUCUCCACCGCGGUCGCAGCCUGCGUGUGUCACCCAGCCAUGGCACAGCAGGAAGAUGCUGCCAAAAAGCACCCGGCUUUAGCGGCGGCGCAUUCCCACUUCAUCGUGGGAUCGGUUUCCGAGGAGAAUUCGGAAGACGAAGUCCAAGGGAAGCCGGACGCGCAGGCGGAGGACAAGGACGGACGUUCUCUGUCACCGUCGUCCGGGAGCUCCGAUAGCACCAACGACAUUAGCUACGAGAACGUCGAUGGCUCCGUGCACAAUCUAAGGCCGAGUAUGUCUGGGCUGCACUUGAUGAAGCAAAACCGCGAUCGCCGGCGCAUCGAUCUGCAGAGGGACUUCACCGUGGCCUCUCCUGCCGAGUUCGUGACGCGUUUUGGUGGCAACAAGGUCAUUGAGAAGGUACUUAUCGCUAACAACGGAAUCGCCGCGGUCAAGUGCAUGCGCUCGAUUCGCCGCUGGGCUUAUGAGAUGUUUCGGAACGAACGGGCGAUCCGAUUUGUGGUGAUGGUGACCCCAGAGGACCUGAAGGCCAAUGCUGAAUAUAUAAAAAUGGCCGAUCAUUAUGUGCCUGUGCCGGGAGGGACUAACAAUAACAACUAUGCCAAUGUGGAGCUCAUUUUGGACAUCGCUAAACGAAUACCUGUGCAGGCCGUGUGGGCCGGAUGGGGUCACGCUUCGGAGAACCCUAAACUGCCUGAGCUGCUCCAUAAGCACGGCAUUGCUUUCAUGGGUCCUCCAAGUCAAGCAAUGUGGGCACUCGGAGACAAGAUUGCUUCGUCUAUUGUGGCCCAGACAGCCGGGAUCCCCACCUUACCUUGGAGUGGAUCAGGCCUGACCGUCGAGUGGUCCGAAGUCAAUCAAAAGAAACGAAUCAUAAAUGUUCCUCAGGACUUGUACGAGCGCGGCUGCAUCCAUCAUGUAGACGACGGCCUAAAAGCUUCCGAGAAGGUGGGCUACCCCGUGAUGGUCAAGGCCUCCGAAGGAGGGGGCGGUAAAGGCAUCCGUAAAGUCAAUUGCGCUGAUGAUUUCCCAAACCUAUUCAGACAAGUGCAAGCAGAAGUUCCAGGUUCCCCCGUGUUUGUGAUGCAGCUGGCGAAGCACGCUCGUCACUUGGAGGUCCAGAUCUUGGCAGAUCAAUACGGCAAUGCUAUUUCCUUGUUCGGCAGAGACUGCUCGGUGCAGCGCCGUCAUCAGAAAAUUAUAGAGGAGGCGCCUGCGACCAUUGCCACAUCUGAUGUCUUUGAGGACAUGGAAAAGUGCGCUGUGAAGCUGGCGAAGAUGGUGGGCUACGUGAGUGCGGGAACAGUGGAAUACCUCUUCAGUCAAGACGGCAGCUUCUACUUUCUGGAGCUCAACCCUCGCCUGCAGGUUGAACAUCCCUGCACCGAGAUGGUGGCUGAUGUCAAUUUGCCGGCCGCUCAACUGCAAAUCGCAAUGGGCAUCCCCCUUUACCGAAUCAAAGACAUCCGGAUGCUGUACGGCACGCAGCCCUGGGGUGACACUCCCAUCGAUUUUGAGGGCCUUUCCGCAGUCGCCUCCCCACGAGGACACGUCAUCGCAGCUCGCAUCACCAGUGAAAAUCCAGACGAGGGUUUCAAGCCGAGCUCCGGUACGGUCCAAGAGCUGAACUUUCGCAGCAAUAAGAACGUGUGGGGCUACUUCAGUGUAGCAGCAGCCGGUGGACUUCACGAGUUUGCCGACUCCCAGUUUGGACACUGUUUUUCUUGGGGAGAGAAUCGCGAAGAAGCCAUCUCUAACAUGGUUGUAGCUUUGAAGGAGUUGUCCAUCAGAGGAGACUUCAGGACCACAGUGGAAUACCUCAUCAAGCUACUGGAAACGGAGAGCUUUCAGCACAAUAGCAUUGACACGGGCUGGCUCGAUAGGCUCAUCUCUGAGAAGAUGCAGGCCGAGCGUCCCGACACAAUGCUGGGACUUGUGAGUGGAGCACUUCACGUGGCGGAUGUUAAUCUGAGGAACAGUGUGUCCAUUUUCCUGCAUUCUCUGGAGAGGGGUCAGGUGUUACCGGCGCACACACUUCUCAACACUGUGGACGUGGAGCUUAUCUACGAAGGAAUUAAGUACGUCGUAACCGUGACUCGGCAGUCUCCCAACUCCUACGUGCUCAUCAUGAACAACUCAACGGUGGAAGUGGAUGUCCAUCGGCUUAGCGAUGGAGGCUUAUUACUGUCCUAUGAUGGCAGCAGCUAUACUACCUACAUGAAAGAAGAGGUUGACAGGUAUCGCAUCACAAUAGGGAACAGGACUUGUGUUUUUGAGAAGGAAAAUGAUCCGUCGCUGCUGCGAUCUCCCUCGGCGGGAAAAAUCAUCCAGUACACGGUCGAAGAUGGCGGUCAUGUCUUUUCUGGACAGUGUUACGCCGAAAUUGAGGUGAUGAAGAUGGUCAUGACCCUCACGGCCGCCGAGUCGGGUUGUAUUCAUUAUGUCAAGAGGGCAGGAGCAUCGCUGGAGCCCGGUUGUGUCAUUGCCAAACUUCAACUGGACGACCCCACCCGAGUGCAACAGGCGGAGCUGCACACGGGUACCUUGCCCUCCACCCAGGCGGUGGCUCUCCGCGGAGAGAAACUACACCGAGUUUUCCACAACACGCUGGACCACCUUGUUCAUGUCAUGAGUGGCUACUGUCUUCCUGAGCCUUUCUUUAGUGCCAAGUUGAAAGAGUGGGUGGAAAGGCUGAUGAAAACCAUGCGUGACCCCUCGCUGCCACUGCUGGAGCUUCAAGACAUUAUGACCAGCGUCUCUGGUCGCAUCCCGCCUGCUGUGGAGAAAGCCAUCAAGAAGGAGAUGGCUCAGUAUGCAAGCAACAUCACCUCUGUGCUUUGCCAGUUUCCCAGUCAGCAGAUUGCAAACAUUCUCGACAGCCAUGCGGCAACUCUUAACAAGAAGUCUGAGAGAGAAGUCUUCUUCAUGAACACUCAAAGCAUUGUACAGCUGGUGCAAAAAUAUCGCAGCGGGAUUCGCGGUUACAUGAAAGCCGUGGUGAUUGAUUUGCUCAGACAAUACCUGAAAGUAGAGAUCCAGUUUCAGAAUGGGCACUAUGACAAGUGUGUUUUUGCCCUGCGUGAGGAAAACAAAGGUGACAUGGCAAAUGUGCUCAACUAUAUAUUUUCCCAUGCCCAAGUCACCAAGAAGAACCUGCUGGUAACCAUGCUGAUUGACCAAUUGUGUGGCCGGGAUCCCACACUGACAGAGGAACUGAUGGCCAUGUUGACUGAAUUUACCCAGCUUAGCAAGACAACUAAUGCGAAAGUGGCACUUCGUGCACGGCAGGUGUUGAUAGCAUCUCACCUCCCCUCUUACGAGCUCCGCCACAACCAGGUGGAGUCCAUCUUUCUAUCUGCCAUCGAUAUGUACGGUCACCAAUUCUGCAUUGAGAACCUACAGAAACUCAUCCUUUCUGAAACGUCCAUCUUUGACGUCUUGCCCAACUUCUUCUACCACAGUAAUCAGGUCGUCCGAAUGGCCGCCCUCGAGGUUUACGUGCGCCGAGCGUACAUCGCGUACGAGCUCAACAGCGUGCAGCAUCGUCAGUUGAAGGACAACACCUGCAUAGUGGAGUUCCAGUUCAUGCUUCCCACCUCACAUCCGAACAGAGGGAACAUCCCCACUCUAAACAGGAGAAUGUCUGCUCCUUCAGUCCUGGAUAUUAUGAAGGUCCAAAAUGCCUCAAAUUUGGAAUCCCUGGACAGGAUGUCGUUUUCCUCCAACCUGAACCACUACGGCAUGGUCCACAUGGCUAGCGUGAAUGACGUUUUGCUGGACACGGCCUUUACGCCGCCCUGCCAGCGAAUGGGCGCCAUGGUCUCCUUUCGCACCUUCCAGGAGUUUACCAAGAACAUCACGGAUGUGUUGAGUUGCUUCACCGACUCUCCUCCCCCAAGCCCGACCUUCCCCGAGGGAGGUAACCCCGUCCUGUAUGGCGAAGAAGACAACAAGAGCACCCAAGAGGAACCAAUCCACAUACUCAAUGUGGCUAUAAAAACCGACGGUGACAUGGACGAUGAAGCACUGGCAGCCAUGUUUCGGGAGUUUAACCAGUCCAAGAAAUCUCUACUGUUUGAACACGGAAUCCGUCGCUUGACUUUCCUCGUGGCUCAGAAGGAUUUCAGGAAGCAAAUCAACUAUGAGGUGGACCAAAGGUUUCACAGAGAAUUCCCCAAGUUUUUCACAUUCCGCGCCAGGGAUAAGUUUGUGGAAGAUCGGAUAUACCGCCACUUGGAGCCGGCUCUAGCGUUCCAGCUGGAGCUCAACCGCAUGCGCAAUUUUGCCCUGACCGCCAUUCCGUGCGCCAAUCACAAAAUGCAUCUCUAUCUGGGUGCGGCACGUGUGGAAGUGGGAGCAGAAGUUACCGAUUACCGCUUCUUUGUGCGGGCCAUUAUCCGACAUUCUGAUUUAGUGACCAAGGAGGCCUCUUUUGAGUACCUCCACAAUGAAGCUGAGCGUUUGCUUCUUGAGGCCAUGGAUGAGCUUGAAGUUGCCUUCAACAACACAACCGUGCGUACAGACUGUAACCAUAUAUUCCUCAACUUUGUGCCGACCGUCAUCAUGGACCCUUCCAAGAUCGAGGAGUCCGUACGUUCCAUGGUGAUGCGUUACGGCAGCCGACUGUGGAAACUGCGAGUCCUGCAAGCCGAACUGAAAAUCAACAUCCGUCUGACUCCCACGGGAAAGCAAAUCCCCAUUCGCUUGUUCCUCACAAACGAAUCUGGCUACUAUUUGGACAUCAGUCUGUACAAGGAGGUCACCGACUCACGAACGGGACAGGUGGGGCCCAAAAAUCGCCAGAUCAUGUUCCAGGCGUAUGGAGACAAGCAGGGUCCUUUGCACGGCAUGCUUAUCAACACGCCCUACGUCACCAAGGACCUGCUGCAGUCCAAACGCUUUCAGGCGCAGUCACUGGGCACGACCUACGUCUACGAUUUUCCAGAAAUGUUUCGGCAGGCUCUGAAAAAGUUGUGGCACUCCAGCCAAGCGCACGCUUUUCUACCCAAAUGUCCUCUUCCCUCCGAGUUGCUGACCUUCACCGAGCUGGUGUUGGAUGCCCAAGGUCAACUGGUACAGAUGAACCGACUGCCAGGUGGCAAUGAGAUCGGCAUGGUGGCGUGGCGAAUGACCCUCCGUACGCCGGAAUAUCCGGCGGGACGCGAGAUCGUCGUCAUCAGUAACGACAUCACGCACAAGAUCGGCUCCUUCGGGCCCCAGGAGGACGUUCUGUUUCUGCGGGCCUCCGAGAUGGCGCGGGAGUGUGGCGUCCCUCGUAUCUACAUCGCAGCCAACAGCGGCGCCCGCAUCGGCCUGGCCGAGGAAAUCCGACACAUGUUCCAUGUCGCCUGGCAAGACCCGGCUGACCCGUACAAGGGUUUCAAAUAUCUGUACCUUACACCUCAGGAUUAUAAGAAGGUGUCGGCCCUGAAUUCUGUACAUUGUGAACAUGUGGAGGAUGAGGGAGAAUCCAGAUACAAAAUCACUGACAUCAUUGGGAAAGAUGAAGGGCUGGGUGUGGAGAAUCUGAAAGGCUCUGGUAUGAUUGCUGGCGAAUCCUCCGCAGCUUAUGAGGAGAUCAUCACCAUGAACCUGGUGACGUGUCGAGCCAUCGGGAUCGGAGCCUAUCUGGUGAGACUCGGGCAGAGAACCAUUCAGGUGGACAACUCGCACAUUAUCCUCACUGGGGCUGGAGCUCUCAACAAGGUGCUAGGAAGAGAGGUUUACACGUCCAAUAACCAGCUGGGAGGAAUCCAAAUCAUGCACAACAACGGUGUGACCCACAGCACUGUUUGUGAUGACUUUGAGGGGGUCUUCACUCUCUUGGAGUGGCUCUCUUACAUGCCAAAGUGUAAAUUUAGUCCGGUGCCCAUUUUGAGUGCGAAGGAUCCCAUAGACAGGCCUGUUGAAUUUGUGCCAACAAAGGCACCUUAUGACCCUCGUUGGAUGCUAGCUGGCCGUCCUAACCAAAGCCCAAAGGGCUCCUGGCAGAGUGGCUUCUUUGACCACGGCUCCUUCAUGGAGAUGAUGCAGCCAUGGGCUCAGAGUGUGGUGGUGGGCAGAGCUCGACUGGGUGGGAUACCGACCGGAGUGGUUGCUGUGGAAACGAGGUCAGUGGAGCUGUCAAUCCCAGCUGAUCCGGCUAAUUUGGAUUCGGAGGCCAAGAUCAUCCAGCAGGCGGGGCAGGUGUGGUUCCCUGAUUCGGCUUUCAAAACAGCCCAAGCUAUUAAGGACCUGAACCGAGAGGGUCUGCCUCUCUUUGUGUUUGCCAACUGGAGGGGCUUCUCUGGCGGAAUGAAAGACAUGUACGACCAGGUGUUGAAGUUUGGCGCCUAUAUUGUAGACGGGCUGCGGGAGUACAAGCAGCCCGUGCUGGUCUACAUCCCUCCGCAGGCCGAGCUGCGGGGAGGCUCCUGGGUGGUCAUCGAUCCCACCAUCAACCCUCGACACAUGGAGAUGUACGCCGACAAGGACAGCCGAGGUGGAGUGCUGGAGCCCGAGGGAACAGUGGAGAUCAAAUUCAGGAGGAAAGACCUGGUGAAGACCAUGAGACGCGUGGAUCCCGUCUACAUGAGCUUGGCUGAAAGAUUGGGAACUCCAGAGUUGAGCCCUCCCGACCGUAAAGAACUGGAGACAAAGCUUAAAGAGCGCGAAGAGUUUCUGUCGCCCAUUUACCAUCAGGUGGCUGUUCAGUUUGCAGACCUCCAUGACACUCCUGGACGCAUGCAGGAGAAGGGCGUCAUCACGGAUAUCCUGGAGUGGCAGACAUCCCGCCAGUUCUUUUACUGGCGCCUGCGGCGCCUCCUAUUGGAAGAGACUGUAAAAAGAAAGAUCCAAAAAGCCAACAGCGAGCUGACUGAUGGACAAAUCCAGGCAAUGCUGCGCCGCUGGUUCGUUGAGGCCGAAGGGGCCGUCAAGGCCUAUUUGUGGGACAACAACGAAGAAGUGGUGGGAUGGCUGGAGAGACAACUCGCCGAAGAUGAGGGAGCCAGGUCGGUCAUCGACGAGAACAUCAAGUACAUCCGCCGCGAUCACAUCCUCAAGCAGAUUCGCAGCUUUGUUCAAGCUAAUCCAGAAGUAGCGAUGGAUUCCAUCGUGCACAUGACCCAGCACAUCUCACCCACGCAGAGAGCAGAGGUUGUGCGUAUAUUGUCAACGAUGGAGAGCUCGGGCUCCUCUUAGUUUCUGGAGCAAGAGCUCUCCGUUUUGGGAUCAGAACAUCCAACGUGAGUGGGAAAUACAAUAUUUGUUGGUUUAGGUCUGACAUUGGUUUUGAACUCAUUUUUGGGUGCGGAGUCCAAAACUUUUGUUCUCCAUCAUGUUUACUUAAAAAAUAUAUAAAUCACUCUACUGAGAUAUGUACGGAGGCCCUAAAAGGGUCAUCGACAGAAAUGAAAUCAAUUUAAACAAUUUGGAGCGCACUAGAAACAAUCUGGUAAAGCAUUAUAUAGCAUAUAAGCUAGCGGACUUUUGCUAUGCAAGUUAGCCAAUUGUUCUUUUGAAGUAAAACUCAACUAAAUCCUGUAUUAUCAUUUUUAGCACGCUGAAAAUGUUGGUGUCUGAUGCGCACCUAAGCGUAGCUCAAACGAUAUUUAAAAAAAAAAAAAAAAUGUAGAUCUUACAAAGAAGAAUUGGCUAACUUGCAUAGCAAAAGUCCGCUCGCUUCAAUGCUAUAUAAUGCUAAUGUUGACCAGCUAAUUUCUUGUGCGCACCACAGUUUCUAGUGCGCACUACAUAGUUUAAAUGUAUUUUAUUUCUUUCGAUGUCCCUUUAGGGGUUCUGUAGAAAAGUGCUUAUUUUGCAAAAAAAAAAAUUAAAAAGGAAAAAAAAAAGGUAUGACUGCAAUGUUUAUUUAGCACAAGUUACACUAGGCUAGUUGUAUGUAUGUAGGAACUAGCUAAGUGAAAACGCGACGUGAUAGUUUCCACACCCAAAAAUGAGUCAAAAACUGUUUUGUUUUGUUUUUUUCCCCCUCAAAUUGUUAUCAGUUAGGAAAUUUGGAUAAACUCAUUGGCUGCUAUUAAUGGCGAUAGGUAUGGGAUUUGAACUAAUAAACCGGAAUGCUGUUUUAUUCCGAUGCGUACCGCUUUCUGACAACAUAGUCAUAGUUAAGUAUUGUGAGGACAAUGCCAACAGCCUCAGUGAGAAAGGGUCUUUUAAACUACCAGCAAGGGGGCGCUUUGUUACUGAGCAGAAAAAUAGCAGGAAGGAUAGAAGCCAUUUGGACAGAAGAGCACAGCAGGGAGCAAAAGGAGGCCUUUUUCGACCCCGAUUCUCCUGCAGUGAAGACAAAACUACAGCUGUCCCUUCUGUUCAGAUGGCACGCUUCUCCACAUGCACUUUAUACUGCGUGGCCGUUUACAUCGCAUCCGGAACCAAAGCUGCUCUCAGUGUAGAUGCGGUAUCCGCGUCAUCCCGCACACCCGUGGAGGUGGACGUACUUCUGUUGUACUACUACAUGUUACUUUUUUUGGUUGCUAUUUGGCAUGCAGCGUGGAGUUCUCCGAAACAAUCGUGGAAAAUAGUUUUUUAAAGAAAUGUUUUGGUUUUGUAAUAAGAAAAUGUUUUGAGUACAUGAUGAGAUCAAACCUGUUCAAUGAUUCAUGUCACCUGUCAGCAAAUCUGUAGUCCUUUUUUAUUUAUUUUGUACUAAAUGUUGCUUAUUUUUAAUAGCAAUGUGUUCGCAAAUUGCAUAUUCCUGCUGGAUUUUUUCCCGAAAAUAAACAGGGUACAUCGUGAUAACUGUAUGACAGAAUUGAUGUGCAUACGGUAUUUUAACUCACUGGCUGCCAUUGACGUCCCGUUACCCUCAAUGGCAGCCCGUAAAUUAAUUCCCGGUAACAUUGAAAUCAGUCCUUGACAUUACUGCCUCAUUAUGGUCACGUAACAAUGUGAAAACAGCUUUUCUUCGUUUUUGACCUUUACGGACUUGUUGGCCAUUUGCUUUUUAAUAAACUGACUGUAACCUGAAAAUGUCUGUGAAAUAAUCUCAAUAAAGCUUUACCCCAUGACAUCGUUUGAGACUUUUGUUUAAAGGGAACCUGGGACUCAAAAGACUUGUAGGCUCUACAAUUGUUCUCUUUUACUAAAAUAUGUUAUUGGAAAUACAUAAAAAAUUGCCAUUGAUUUAAAAAUCUCAGACUUCAUAAUGUAUUGAUGGGGCGCGGGGCCGAUAAAUAGGGGGCCUGCAUUGUUGGCGAGGCCGUCAAAGCUGACCGAGUGGAAUCACAGAGCUUUUUUCGUUGAAAAUUCUUGUGAAUAAAUGCUUAAAUCCCCAAAUCUUUAUAGAUAUAGACGUAAAACAGUCUCGAUUUUUGGCUAAAAGAAAAAAAAAAAAAACAUGAAGUUAGCGUUUAUUUUACGUAAAUAUGUUGAAGUACAAUGCUAGUCUGUUAGUGAAUGUAGCUAGCGGCCGCCUGAUAUAAACAGCUUUUCCAGUGAAAAUUCUUGUGAAUAAAUGUUUAUAUUCGGGAAGCCCUGUCCCAACACAAGGAACACCGGAGAACGCCCGAUAUCCAACUGAUAACACGACUGAUAAGACUCCAAGAGGCCCUUUGACUCUGAGGUGGCAAAAUCCACAACCCUCAUUACCCUGACAGUAGUAACUCCCGAAUCCUCCUGUCCAAUCCACAAACGAACAAUAAUCCUAAACAAUGCCCAAACACACACUUCUUCUGCCCAUAGCCUGCCCCGCGAGAGCCUUCAAAAAGACAAUGUUUAACUAAUCGUUGCCAGUUUUUCUCGGGAACCUUUUGUUGACUUGUGAUAUGGCUACCCUGAAUCCUCGCCUGGGUCCCUCUGUGCUGUAUGAUCGCUGUCAACCUGAAUAAAUUGUCAACUUGUGCUUCGAAGUCUUUUUCCAGCUUUCAAAAUGAAGUCAGUACAAGGGGUUAAGACUAAGGUGAACACGCGGAGUUUGGCCUUUUGGCCGGGUUGUCUAAUUUCACCGGCCCAUGUCGUUGGAGCUGGGCCAGCACGGGUCCGGUGGUUCGGCUGGCGUGAUUCCGGCAAUCUGGCUAAAAGCUCAUAUUCCUUCAAUCUAAAGAAAACAAGCUGAACGCACACGGUAGUACUUUGGGUGUCAAAUUCGCCUCUUGUAGGACGUUUCGCUGGUUUUUUCCUACUCCCGUCUCAUCUCAUUCCGUCUUUCCUGUUCAUUUUGCUUUUUCUGCUCGUUUUGUGAAAUAUUGACAGUGCUGUCAUGUUCAUUAAUGUUCCUCUCGGGUUCAAAUUUAAAGGGCUGAACAGAUGACAUGUUUAUGUAGCUAGAGACAUACUCUGGAACUCUGGCAGCGUAUACCAGUGCCGUCACCGCCCUGCGACAUCAACAAUAAUGGCGACCUACUAGUUGAACUAAUUUUACAAAUUGUAUAAAAAUGAAAACAUCAAGAGGGGUUUUUAAUAUCAAAUUAUUUAAACUCAUACUAACGUUUAUCUUUUAAGAACUACAAGUCUUUCUGUGGUUCCCUUGAAGACAUCUAGUAGUCAAACAAGGCACAUGAUGAUGAUUUGAAUCACAGAAAGUUCAAUUCUUGCAGUCAGAACCGUAACCGUUACACUGGGGGGACAUUUUGUGAUUAUUUGAAAACGAUACUCUUUGCAUUCUGUAACCCAAAGACGAUUAAAGUGUCUUAACUCCCUUGCCUUUUAAACUUCAACAGUCUUAAGAAGGAUGAAACGGAUCAAACAAAUACUGAGGGAGUUAUCUCAUCCUUUUAUUUAUUUAAUUUUGUCUUAUUUCGUCGGUAUCGUCCCCUCGGCUCUGUCAACUUUGUUAUCGUCCCACCAACAAAUAUGUAAGACAAAUUGAGUCGCAUGUGCCCAAUACCCACAACAAUUACGAGCCGACCAAAAAGAAGAAAGUCAUUUGGUGCUAUAAUUGGAAAUGUGUGUCGCGUGGUCCCCCUUGUCUCCCAUAGGGUUUUGCUCAUUUGUGGUACUGCGCGCGG